GGAAGGGGCGGGCCCGCCGGGAGCCAGGCCGCUCGGCGCCACGACCGGCCGAGAGGGGGGCCGGAUCCCGGACCAUGGCGGCGGCGGGGGGCGCCGAGGGGCGGCGCGCGGACAUGGAGGCGGAGGCGGCGGCAGCUCCUGAGCGGGGAGGCGGGAGCUGCGUGCUGUGCUGCGGAGACCUGGAGGCCACGGCGCUGGGCCGCUGCGACCACCCGGUGUGCUACCGCUGCUCUACCAAGAUGCGGGUGCUCUGCGAGCAGCGCUACUGCGCCGUGUGCCGCGAGGAGCUGCGCCAGGUGGUCUUUGGGAAGAAGCUUCCUGCCUUUGCCACCAUCCCCAUCCACCAGCUGCAGCAUGAGAAGAAAUAUGAUAUCUACUUUGCAGAUGGAAAGGUGUACGCAUUGUACAGGCAGCUGCUGCAGCACGAGUGCCCGCGGUGCCCCGAGCUGCCACCUUUCAGCCUCUUCGGGGACCUGGAGCAGCACAUGCGGAGGCAGCAUGAGCUCUUCUGCUGCCGUCUGUGCCUCCAGCACCUCCAGAUCUUCACAUAUGAGCGCAAGUGGUACUCGCGCAAGGACCUGGCCCGGCAUCGCAUGCAGGGUGACCCCGAUGACACGUCGCACCGUGGGCACCCGCUCUGCAAGUUCUGUGACGAGCGCUACCUGGACAAUGAUGAGCUGCUUAAGCACCUGCGCCGCGACCACUACUUCUGCCACUUCUGCGACUCGGACGGGGCCCAGGACUACUACAGCCCUCCUACCGACACCCCAUCUCCUGCCAGCGACUAUGCCUACCUGCGUGAGCACUUCCGGGAGAAGCACUUUCUGUGUGAGGAAGGCCGCUGCAGCACGGAGCAGUUCACCCACGCCUUCCGCACCGAGAUCGACCUCAAGGCCCACAGGACGGCCUGCCACAGUCGCAGCCGCGCCGAGGCACGCCAGAACCGCCACAUCGACCUGCAGUUCAGCUACGCGCCACGGCACUCGCGCCGGAACGAGGGGGUCGUUGGUGGCGAAGACUACGAGGAGGUGGACAGGUACAGCCGCCAGGGCCGAGUGGCCCGGGCUGGCACUCGCGGAGCCCAGCAGAGCCGCCGAGGAAGCUGGAGGUACAAAAGGGAAGAAGAGGACCGAGAAGUAGCAGCUGCUGUCCGGGCCUCCGUGGCCGCACAGCAGCAGGAGGAGGCUCGCAGGAGUGAGGAUCAGGAGGAAGGCGGUAGGCCCAAGAAGGAGGAGGCAGCGGCGCGGGGACCUGAGGAUCCCCGUGGCCCCCGGCGCUCACCCCGGACUCAGGGCGAAGGCCCAGGCCCCAAGGAAACCUCGACAAAUGGUCCUGUAAGCCAAGAAGCCUUCUCGGUGACAGGCCCAGCCGCCCCAGGGUGUGUGGGGGUGCCAGGCGCCCUCCCACCACCCAGCCCGAAGCUCAAGGACGAAGACUUCCCCAGCCUCUCUGCCUCCACUUCCUCCUCCUGCUCCACUGCAGCAACCCCGGGCCCUGUGGGGUUGGCGCUGCCGUACGCCAUCCCUGCCAGAGGCAGGAGUGCCUUCCAGGAGGAGGACUUCCCCGCCCUGGUGUCCUCGGUGCCCAAGCCUGGCACCGCCCCCACCAGCCUUGUCUCUGCCUGGAACAGCAGCAGUAGCAGCAAGAAGGUAGCACAGCCCCCACUCUCGGCGCAGGCUACCGGCAGCGGCCAGCCCACCAGGAAGGCUGGGAAGGGGAGCAGGGGCGGCAGGAAGGGCGGCCCGCCCUUCACACAGGAGGAGGAGGAGGACGGCGGCCCGGCCCUGCAGGAGCUUCUGAGCACACGCCCCACGGGCUCCGUCUCCUCCACACUGGGGCUGGCCUCCAUCCAACCCUCUAAAGUUGGGAAGAAGAAGAAAGUGGGCUCGGAGAAGCCAGGCACCACAUUGCCACAGCCCCCGCCCGCUACCUGUCCCCCAGGGGCUUUGCAGGCCCCGGAAGCUCCUGCCAGCAGAGCCGAGGGGCCAGUUGCCGUCGUCGUUAAUGGACACAUGGAGGGCCCGGCCCCUGCUCGGAGUGCCCCCAAGGAACCCCCUGGGCUCCCAAGGCCCCUGGGGUCCUUCCCCUGCCCCACGCCACAGGAGGACUUCCCAGCGCUCGGCGGCCCCUGCCCACCCCGGAUGCCGCCGCCCCCAGGCUUCAGCGCUGUGGUGCUCCUGAAGGGCACGCCUCCCCCACCCCCGCCGGGCCUGGUGCCCCCAAUCAGCAAGCCGCCCCCUGGCUUCUCUGGCCUUCUGCCUAGCCCCCACCCGGCCUGUGUCCCCAGCCCCGCCACCACCACCACCACAAAAGCACCCAGGCUGCUGCCUGCCCCACGGGCGUACCUAGUCCCCGAGAACUUCCGGGAGAGGAACCUUCAGCUCAUCCAGUCCAUCAGGGACUUCCUGCAGAGCGACGAGGCCCGCUUCAGCGAGUUCAAGAGCCACUCAGGGGAGUUCAGACAGGGCCUGAUCUCCGCAGCCCAGUAUUACAAGAGUUGCCGGGACCUGCUGGGGGAGAAUUUCCAGAAGGUCUUUAAUGAGCUGCUGGUCCUGCUGCCCGACACGGCCAAGCAGCAGGAGCUCCUGUCUGCACACACGGACUUCUGCAACCGCGAGAAGCCUCUGAGCACCAAGUCCAAGAAGAACAAGAAGAGCGCGUGGCAGGCCACCACCCAGCAGGCGGGCCUGGACUGCCGUGUGUGCCCCACCUGCCAGCAGGUGCUCGCGCAUGGCGAUGCCAGCAGCCACCAGGCGCUGCAUGCUGCCCGGGACGACGACUUCCCCUCCCUGCAAGCCAUCGCCAGGAUCAUCACGUAGCUCCCGCCAGCGUGGCCAGAGCUGUCGCACCGUGAGCGUCCUUCCUCCUUCCUCUCCGGGCUGCCAGGCAGCCAGGUAAGGCCUGGUGAGGCCACUUGGCCUCUUGGUUGGCCAGGCCCACCAGGAAGUCACCAGGACAGUCCACCCGCCCUGUUGGCACACUCAAGCGGGAGUCCACCCCUGCCUCAGUGGUGGGCCAGUCUCGGUUUGCAUUCUUGUGCUUUUGGGAGGUGCCAGGGGAGGGAAGGGCUGGGAUGCUGGGACCUGUUGUUGCUGGCAAAGCCAGAGGUCACAGUGGCCUGAUCUGGGCCCUCCCAAAGCUGAGGGCUGCAGCCCGUGGGGCCUCAGAGCUGAAAGCUGCGGCGCCACUGGUGCCAGAGUCAGAUGUCACAGAUGUGUUGUGUAAACAGUUGGCUGUUUCAUGCUUCAAGAAUGUUCAGGAUUAAAAGCAGACAAGAAAUUGUGCUACUUGAAGUUGAAUCUUUUUAUGAGACAAGCUGAAUCUGGGAUCUCAAAUUGCCUCUGACCUUUUAUAAGACAGUUUAUCUUCAAAUAAAUUUAUUUUGCAAUACCACGCA
This is a messenger RNA of Homo sapiens (human), 3397 nucleotides long. It is a transcript of the gene ZNF598, whose product is annotated as zinc finger protein 598, E3 ubiquitin ligase. Gene Ontology annotation, molecular function: ubiquitin protein ligase activity. Lineage: Eukaryota; Metazoa; Chordata; Mammalia; Primates; Hominidae. Gene Ontology annotation, biological process: protein ubiquitination; rescue of stalled cytosolic ribosome. Gene Ontology annotation, cellular component: cytosol. The record is from RefSeq and is marked reviewed.